UCUGCAAUACUUAUCAAAUUUACGCCAUCAUUACGGAAUUUGGUAACUUCUGAAACUGAUUAGGCCUCUUAACGAAAUCAGGCGUUCCUUAAGCCUUCAACUUUCAGACACUUGGUUAAAAUUCUGAAGAAAACAAAUCUAAUUUCUCAAAUUUGCGCUUCCCAACAAGUGCGCAAGUCUGGCAACGACGAGCACAGGUGUCAAGUCAACAACAGCCAGAGGGUAGACCAAAGGGGAGCUGAAGCGCGGAACGGGGGCAGUCAGCGAAUGCAAAAUGAAUUAAACGGAGAGCGAGACGAAAACAAACGGGAACAAGUGUCAUAAUCCUAUCCAUAGCACUCGGAGAUAAUGUCGAGCGAUGAACUGUAUCGCGUAAAGUACUCUAGUUCGCGCUAUCAGCGCCAGCAGACGCCCUUGAACGCCAGCUCCUUGCAUUGGCAGAGGCAGCAGUACGGACAUGAGCUGGACGAGCUGCUACGCCGGCGGCUCCUGGCCUCCCCGGCUUACGUGGACAGGCUUGAGCAGGAGUCCCUUCUUGCCGGGCACGACGGUUGUGUCAAUUGUCUCGAAUGGACCACUGACGGACUCUGGUUGGCCUCCGGAUCGGACGACUAUCGCGUGAUGAUCUGGGAUCCGUUCCGGAAAAAGCGCGUCCAUGUAAUAAGCACCAAGCACCUGGGCAACAUGUUCUCGGUGAAAUUCCUGCCCAAGACCAACAACAGCAUUGUGGCGACGUGUGCAGCGGAUAAAUUCAUCUACGUCUACGACAUCAAUCACUCGAAUGAGACACUCUUCGCUUGCAAUUGUCAUCUAAUGCGGGCCAAGCGUCUAGCCACCGCCCAGGACUCGCCACACGUUUUCUGGUCGGCCGGCGAGGAUGGGUGUAUUCUGCAGCUGGACAUGCGGGAACCCCAUCGCUGUCGCCCGGAGGAGGGGAAUGGCGUCCGGCUCCUAAACCUCUGCAAUCAGGUCGAGUCCACGGCGGAAGCCAAGUGCCUGGCAAUCAAUCCCCGCAGAACAGAGUACCUGGCCGUCGGCACCAACGAUCCAUUUGCCCGGGUGUACGAUCGCCGCAAGUUACCCUCCACCGAUGGCAAUGGUCUCUCCGCCUGCGUGGCCUACUAUGCACCCGGACAGAUCGUGAAGAAUAUUAGUCGAAACAUUGUCCACGAGUCGCGGGCCAUCACUUAUCUCACCUUUAAUGGCAAUGGCACGGAGCUGCUGGUCAACAUGGGCUGCGAGCACGUCUACCGCUUUGAUCUGAACCAUGCCGAGCCUCCAGUUUUUUACGAACUGCCCGCCUUCACAUCACCCGUCGCCCAGGAGGAGGAAGUUCCGGUAAAGACGCCACACAAGAGCCGAUCGCUGCCCUCUAGCAUUGAGAUGCAUAAAAAAGAGGGCAAUGAGUUUUUGGAGAACGGCAAGCUAGUGGACGCUAUUGAUGCGUAUUCAGCGGCUUUGGCAAAAUACCCGCAAGGAGAAGUUCUGUAUCUGAACAGAGCUACGGCUUUGAUGCGCCGCGGCUGGUUUGGCGAUAUAUACGCAGCCUUGAGGGAUUGCCACGAGGCCCUUCGUCUGGAUCCUGGCUACGUGAAGGCCCAUUUUCGACUAGCCAGGGCAUUGCUGGAGCUGCACCGUCCCCAGGAUGCGGAUAAAUGUCUUCAGGCGCUGAUUCAACGCUUCCCGGACUUUGCCAACAACCACGGGGUGCUCAUGCUAAACAAGGACAUCAAGGAAAAUCGCCGGCAGUCGCAAAACACCGAGCCACCUGAACCGGAGCCAGUGCCUAUGGAGGAUGGUUUCCGCUACCUUCGGCUGGCGGAUGCCGAGUAUGAUCUCCGUUCCACGGCUCGGGACUAUAUGCAACGCUAUGUCGGCCACUGCAACAUUACGACGGACAUCAAGGAGGCAAAUUAUUUGGGCAGCCAAGGAGAGUUCAUUGCAGCUGGCUCUGAUGACGGCAAUUUGUACAUUUGGGAGGGAGAUACGGGCAAGAUACGGGCCGUUUAUCGGGCGGACAGUGCCAUUGUCAAUUGCGUGCAGCCACAUCCAAGCAUUUGCAUGCUGGCUACCAGCGGCAUCGACCACGACAUCAAGAUCUGGUCGCCGUGCGCCCCCAGCGCCGAGGAGCGACCGAAUCUGGUGGCGGAUGUAUCGCGCUACGUGGAGGAUAAUCAGCAAAAGAUGCGCACUGAUCCGUUCGAACUGAAUACGCGAAAUGCGUACUGUUUCAAUAACUAAGAACUGUAGCGUAAUGUGAAUCUGUAGAUCUAAGUGCACUGCAUUGUGCGGCGAGCGAGAUCCAAUCCGGCAAUAUAUCAAAUACUAGAGUAAAUUAAACUAAGCGAUAAUAUUUUUGUUAAUUUGUAAACGAACUACUGUAUACAGAGUACGAUGCUUAUGAAGAUGAGUAUGUUAUGAAAGACUAUAAAAAUAAAUGCGAAAAAUAAAAAAGUA
Molecule: messenger RNA, 2457 nt
Organism: Drosophila ficusphila
Lineage: Eukaryota; Metazoa; Arthropoda; Insecta; Diptera; Drosophilidae
Gene: adp
Product: WD and tetratricopeptide repeats protein 1
Exons: 2
Coding region: 349-2241 (630 amino acids)
Biological process (GO): negative regulation of fatty acid biosynthetic process
Cellular component (GO): Cul4-RING E3 ubiquitin ligase complex; cytoplasm
Molecular function (GO): protein binding
Source: RefSeq, a predicted model, not a curated record